UUCAGGUGAGGAAGGCCUUUUGACCGUUUCACUGGACAGUGGCCUGUUGUCUCCUUGGCCACUCUCUUGCCUCAAAUGUCUCUGAGGCCCCUUCCCCGUGGCCCCUAUAUCCUGGGAUCUGAUUCCAGAUUAUCUGCUUAUCCCAGAUUAUGUUGCAGUGGAGACUAAUAUAAUCCAGUUCAAAGCAGAUAACCUGGGAUCAGAUCCUGGGAUAAAGGCCUGCAAAUGGCCUUCUUGUUGCUCUUUGCUUGAUCGGCCAUUCUCAGCUCACUCUGGCCUCAAAAUGGUUGUAACAAAACAGCUGAGGCAAAUCUCCAGGCCGCACAAUGACUGCAUUCCUAACCCUUUCCCCAAUGGAGUAUUGCAAUGAAAUGGCCUGGUCACUCACUCACUCACUCACUCAUGGGAGUCAAGUGCUGCUGGGUCGCUUGACCAUCUCUCCUUCGUGCCGCGUCUCUUCCAGCACCGGGUCCAAGGAGGCGCCUGGCAACUGGGGCUUGCUAGACCAGGUGGCAGCCCUCAGGUGGGUCCAGGAGAACAUUGAGGCCUUCGGAGGAGACCCCACUUCGGUGACCAUCAUGGGAGUGUCGGCCGGAGGGUUCAGCGUGGGGGUCCAGGUGGGUCAGGGUCAGAGAGAAGGCCCAGGGACCUCCUUCCAAGAGCGCGAGACAGGG
Molecule: messenger RNA, 674 nt
Organism: Anolis carolinensis (green anole)
Lineage: Eukaryota; Metazoa; Chordata; Lepidosauria; Squamata; Anolidae
Product: acylcarnitine hydrolase-like
Exons: 1
Source: RefSeq, a predicted model, not a curated record